Messenger RNA from Schizophyllum commune H4-8, 750 nucleotides. RefSeq lists its product as uncharacterized. Lineage: Eukaryota; Fungi; Basidiomycota; Agaricomycetes; Agaricales; Schizophyllaceae. The coding region runs from base 1 to 750 and encodes 249 amino acids. The transcript is spliced from 11 exons. The record is from RefSeq and is a predicted model, not a curated record.
AUGCGCGCUUCCCAGAACUGGCUAUGCAGGGUCGUGCGCCCAGCUGCAACGCUGGCCCUGCCCGCCACUCAUGCCCACCUCAUUGGCGCCCUUCGCCUCCUCACCACUGCACACAAGCAGCCUUUCUGGGAGCCGCUUCUCCCGCCAACCGUGAUCGCCCUACACACGCAUUCCCGCAAGUCAAGGUCAGAGACAAGGGUUGAGGAACCACAGCUGAGCUCGCUGGCGCUCAUGAUGAACGUCUUCUGGAGGUUAGCACGACUUCCAUUGGGCAGGGUCAUCUUCGAAGUUGCCGCGCAUUGCCCUGUCGAACAACUAUUAGAGAGUGCUGCGGGCGUUGUUGAGGGCUUGGCUAACUGCAUUCGACUCUGCCUCAGCAAGAGGAUCCUUAGCAAGGGCGAACCUUGCAGUCGACAAUGGCCACUGAGCACUGCGCUCACAGGCACGACUCCGCGUAACUGCGUCUUCACCUCCAAGGUGGCGCAUGCAGCUCAGCUCCUCACCGGGAACAUCAUCUUUGCCUUGAUCAUCGCCGUCUCGUCUGCCGCGACAAUCUUCUGUGGUAUCGCCCCGUCUGUUGGAUGCUGGAUCGUCAUGUACUUCGUUGAGUUCCAGAAGUUCUCCAUUGUGGUCGUCAUCUGGCUUGUGGGCUCGUCCAUGUCGGAUAUCCUCCACAACGUGUACCUGCUGGACCCCGUAUCUUGCCAUCUUCUUCUCAACUUGCCACUCUCUAAGCCGGAGGAACGUUAG